Asterias rubens (European starfish) is the source of this 2435-nucleotide messenger RNA. RefSeq lists its product as uncharacterized. The record is from RefSeq and is a predicted model, not a curated record. The coding region runs from base 1518 to 2324 and encodes 268 amino acids. Lineage: Eukaryota; Metazoa; Echinodermata; Asteroidea; Forcipulatida; Asteriidae. The transcript is spliced from 5 exons.
UGUUGUUUGCUCUUGUUGGGAUACACUAAGUGAGAAUUCAGGUCUGUGACAAUUACCAAAGGUGUCCAGUGCUUUUAUACUGCAGUAACUUAAUCUUAUAAGAUGAUUCAGGAACUCUACUAACACCCUUGUACCCCAACCCAAACCACACCAGCAGUACCCCCAGAACACCACACCCCCUUCCAUGCGGUUGACACAAAACUUCAUCUCCUCCCUGCAUGAGACCCACUGUACUUUACUGCGCUCAGUUUAACUAAACAAAUUUUUAAUGUAUGGAUAUAUUUGGCCAUGAGUCACUGUUAUUCUCCUGUGUAAAAUAACGCUGUGUAACUUUUUGUUUAAACAACCUGUGUAAUUUUUAAACAAGGUUGUGUGAUCAUAUCCAAGCUGUGUAAAUCCUAUGUUGUGUAAAUGUAGUUUUAUGUUAUAAACCGAUAUUUGCCGCCUAAAAUGAACUUGAACAACUGUUGUGUAAACUUUUAAGCACGUGAUAUGAAAGUAGCCAAUCACGACGUCACAAAAAAGCUGGAAAAAUGGCAGACGUGCCGGAGUUGUUAGAGCAGUGGGGAUUUGGGGAUUUGGUUGAAGUUUUUGACGGUAAGUACAAUGUUUCAAUUGUUUUAUUAAUAAAAAGCACGAACAUGAAGUAUUGUAGCGUAAACUGUGUGUGAUUUUAUCACAUGGCUUUUGGUAAAUUAGCCCAAAAUUUAUUUCAAGAAGUUUGCUUACACGGCAUCGACGGCACUGCAUACAGUAGUGCACAUGAAGUUCAACAGGAAUAUACGUUGAUUCUGAACUGAAGGCUCGAAGUUGUUCGAAUCUUCGAUCAUAUUUUUUCCGUGCAAGUUUAUUAUGUUUGAGCCAGAAUUUACACCCAAAACAAUUUUUUAUUUGAAGGGUAUUCCGUAAUAAAUGUGUUUGUGAAAUGACUUAAUAUUAGUACAACCAUUUGUGACCAAUGAUUUUCCGUUUCGGAAAAGUGCAAAUUCCGUUUCCGUUUCCGACAUAAAAAUUCAGUUUCAACUUUACACGUUAAAAAACUCUCUAUUAACCAACGGCCGAUUCAGUUCCGGAGUUGGCAAUUUUCAAAAUUUUACGGAUCCAAUGUUAUAGAGAUAAGCAGUAAAAACAAGUUAGAAACAUGCAACAGCCGUUGCGUUAUCAUUGCACCAAGACAGAAACAGAACGUCAGCCAUUUUGUUUUCACUUUGGCGACAAAAUGUUGAAAGUUUAUGGUUGAUUUGUGACCUUUAUGAGUGAACAAUCAAUGUGUGAGUUCAUAUAGAGCAGGGGUAAGCUGGUUUAUGUAUGGUUGUUGAUUAAAGGGAGGGAUAUAAUGCAAUUUGAGUGAAAAAAAACAGUAAAGAACGUGCCGUGAAUGUGAUGAUUUUGACCUCCAACUCCGUAGUCAUGGUAUGGUAGUGUUACUAUAAAUACCAUAGAGCAAGGCCUAUGCUAAUACAUAUACUAGCAUUGUAAACAACGUGUAUUCAUUUGUACAUCGUUCGUAGGCUGACAUGACCCUGGUUGAACUGACCGAGUCACAAGUUAAAGAUGCAAUAACAUGGAUGAAACAUAAUGAAGAACCAAAGGCAAUGUUAUUUGAGUACAUGGCCAACACCUGUAAACAACGUUACAACUGGAUCAAGACAGAUAGCCCAACUACAGCAGAGAUCCUGGAGGUGUAUCCUCGGCUGUUAGAUCCAGGAAUUGUUGAGCAAGAUUUCCGACUGGCGAUCUCUGAAGAGACUAACCAGCUUUAUGCUAAGUGGCCUUCUUUUUCCAAACAAGUGUACAAGUACAACUCGAAGGUACUCGGGAUCAAUUGGGAAAAGCAGUUGGAUGUAGGAGAGAUCGAUUUUGGCAACUUGACAGAAGAGGAGUGUCAAGAACUGGCUUUCUCAGUUUUGCCAUUACUUUUUGUGGGGAGGAGCAAAGGCAUGAAAGGGAGAUGUACCCCUGCAGAAUCCCUGCGAUCGUUCAUCGAUAUGAAACCAGAAGGUACUGACAUCCAAAACUACAUGGCGAGCAUUCCGGCAAAGGAACGCCCACAGCCCUUCAUUCUUCUUCUUGGUGGAAGCAGGUUCAGCCCUCAACAAGUCUUCAUGGUAGUGGAGAGAAGGGCUGUUUUAUGUUCAUCAAUUCUUCAAGCAGUAGACAUAUGCAUGAAAAUUAUCUAUGUACUCGAUUUGGAUUACCAGCCACACUGCAGUGCAGUGUGGCACAUGCUACAACACAUGGUGUAUAUGUUGCCACCAGGUUCCCUGGCAGGUGUCUCAUUGAUAACUUUCCGAACUUGGCUGAGACAUUUGCCAGAGGCCUAGGUAGGAAUCUAUUUUCAGAUAGGUUAUACACACAGCAUAAAUAAAGAAAAUUCCGAAACAAAAAUAUAUGUAAUGGCAAAGAAAUUAUAAUAAUAAUGAAGUACAUGCAUA